AUGGCCCCCAUGUUUGCUAACACGUACCUGUAUAUCUAUGAGAAGAACAAUAUCCUGAUCCCAUAUGCUCAUUUGAUACAGGGUUAUUAUCGUUUCAUUGACGACUUGUUAAUCAUUUGGACUAUGGUUGAAGAAUUGAAUCAGUUGCCAACGCCGAUUAGACUAACGGCAAACAUCAGCUCCGAUAAAGUCCAAUAA
This is a messenger RNA of Pelobates cultripes (western spadefoot toad), 198 nucleotides long. The record is from the annotation of a GenBank genome assembly. Lineage: Eukaryota; Metazoa; Chordata; Amphibia; Anura; Pelobatidae.